ACUUGGGCAUCUGUGAAUGUUCUACGUACAUGGCCAUAUCAUGCGUUGGCUUUUGAAACUUAAUGGUGUAGUAUAUGUUUUUGUUAACAUGAAAAGUACCCAUUUUUAUUGUAGAAAAUUAUAAAUUGUAUAAUAUUAUAAAGACCAAAAUAAAUACUAUAGUGUCACAUGUAGAAUAUAAAAAAUAAAACUUUUGAUGUGGUUUUGUAGUUGUACUUGCAUUCUGUGAAACUAGAAAUAAGAUGUCCCAUGGAUAUUUUUAUUUAUUAAGCAAAAGUGUCAGUAUUGAGGAUGAGUGUGACUUAUUUUCAGGGACAUCACCUGUCACCUAAGCUGAAGUGAUGAAGAGGAUGAAUAAUGUGACAGAAUUUAUCCUCCUGGGCCUGACAGAGAACAUGGAGCUUCAAAAAUUUUCAUUUGCUGUGGUUUUAAUUGUCUAUUUGGUUACCCUGGCAGGUAACCUGCUCAUCAUGAUCAUGAUCAGCACCAACAGGUCUUUAGGAUCCCCCAUGUACUUCUUCUUGUUUUACUUAUCCCUUAUAGAUGGCUGCUGUUCUUCAUCCAUGACCCCCAAAAUGCUAGCUGACAGUCUUACUGUGAGAAAAACCAUCUCUUUUGGUGGGUGUAUGACUCAAAUCUUUGCUGAGCAUCUUUUUGGUGCCGCUGAGAUCAUCCUGCUGACAGUGAUGGCGUAUGACCGCUACGUGGUCAUCUGCAAACCCCUGCACUACACGACCAUUAUGAGCCAUAGGCUGUGCCUUCUCCUGGUGGGAGUAGCCUGGGCUGGAGGCUUUGUCCAUGCAACCAUUCAGGUCCUCUUCAUAGUCUGGCUGCCCUUCUGUGGCCCCAAUGUCCUAGACCACUUCAUGUGUGACUUGAUCCCUUUGUUGGAACUCAUUUGCAUGGGCACUCAUAUCCUUGGUCUCUUUGUUGCUGCCAACAGUGGAUUCAUAUGCUUGUUAAACUUCCUUCUUUUGGUGAUCUCCUAUGUGGUCAUCUUGCACUCCCUAAGGGCCCAUAGCUUGGAAGGGAGGUGCAAAGCCCUUUCCACCUGUGUCUCUCACAUCACAGUAGUCAUCUUAUUCUUUGUGCCCUGCAUAUUUGUGUAUCUGCGGCCAGUGACUACCUUCUCCAUUGAUAAAGCUGUGGCUGUCUUUUAUACCAUGAUCACUCCCAUGUUAAAUCCCUUAAUAUACAGCCUUAGAAACACAGAAGUGAAAAAUGCUAUGAAGAAGUUAAAAUCUAGAAAGGAGAUUACAAAAGGAAAAAAGCUCACUGAAUAAUAGGAAGAAGUCAUGGAUGAACACCACGGGGGAUAUUCAUGUCUGGAAACCGAAGUGGAAAGGGGAAGUUUUGAUGAUUGAUCAUGGCUGUAACUCCCCCCUUUUGAGACUCUGAAAGGUGACUGUCCCAGUAGGAGUUCUUGGAGGCUACAAUUGGAUCCAACCUCGUUGGAUAUUCUUGAA
Messenger RNA from Loxodonta africana (African savanna elephant), 1466 nucleotides. RefSeq names its product olfactory receptor 4C12-like. The record is from RefSeq and is a predicted model, not a curated record. The transcript is spliced from 2 exons. Gene Ontology annotation, molecular function: G protein-coupled receptor activity; olfactory receptor activity. The coding region runs from base 342 to 1283 and encodes 313 amino acids. NCBI's taxonomy places the organism in Eukaryota, Metazoa, Chordata, Mammalia, Proboscidea, Elephantidae. Gene Ontology annotation, cellular component: plasma membrane. Gene Ontology annotation, biological process: G protein-coupled receptor signaling pathway.